UUCAGCUAGUUCAUAACCCCAUUUAAAGUGUAAAUCUACCGAAAAAGAAAAACAAGUUUAAAGUUAUUAAAAAAGCUAUAAAAACAUCAUUUAAACGAUUAAAUGAAAUUGUAAUAAGAUAAUAUCUUUGUAUAUAUCAAGCUUGAUAAGAAAGUGAUCGAAUUUGCUGGAAGUUUAUGAUUGAAUUGAUUCUGAUACAUUUUGUGAAUUAUAUUUGACUAAACAACUUGAGUAACUAGCUUGUUAUUUAUUUGCGAGGAGUGAUAAUUGAUAGAUUGGUGAUUGGAAAUUCUGAAGAUAUGUCUGUGGAAUAUAUUCAAGUGGCUGAAGAUUACAGUGAUGAGCCAAUUGAACUUCCGCUUGAGCCAGAUGACAAUACGUUACUUUUGUCAACCCUACAAGGACAAUUUCCUGGAGCAACUGGCUUAAAAUACAGAAAUCCCGAAAAUAAAGCUAUACGUGGAAUAAGAUUGAAUGACUUAAAGUUGCAUGCACCAGGAUGUGGUUGGGAUGGUCUCGUAUACUAUUGCGUAUUUCCAAAAGACUCUGUUUCAGAGAAUAAGCGAAAGAGCGAUGAUGUUAUGGAAAAUGUCUCAAAAUCUAAAGUUUCAAAAUGUCAAACAAAUAAAUGCACGGAUUUGAUAGUUCUCGGAUUAGCAUGGAAGACAAAUGAGCAGGCAUUAAGAGAAUAUUUUGAAACUUUUGGCGAAGUUCUGAUGGUACAAGUAAAAAAGGAUGCAAAAGGUCAAUCAAAAGGCUUUGGAUUUGUCAGGUUUUCCAAUUAUGAGACACAAUUGCGUGUCUUAGGACAAAGGCAUCACAUCGACUCAAGAUGGUGUGAAGUAAAAGUUCCAAACUCGAAAGAAGGUCAGAUUCAGCAAGUUCCAUGCAAGGUGUUUGUUGGAAGAUGCACAGAGGACUUGACACAAGAGGAUCUAAAAGAAUAUUUUUGUAAAUUUGGAGAAGUCACAGAUGUUUUUAUUCCACGUCCGUUUCGUGCAUUUAGUUUUGUCACAUUCUUAGAUCCAGAAAUUGCUCAAUCAUUGUGUGGGGAGGAUCACAUCAUUAAAGGAGUUUCCGUUCAUGUGUCUAAUGCUGCACCAAAAGCCGACGGGAACAGAAAUCAAAAUUAUGGAAACUCAAUGAACAGUCGCAGUCAGAAUUAUGCUGGAAAUUCCGCUCCAUACAACAAUUCAAAUUAUCGAAAUGAGUUUGGGGGACGUGGAAGUGGCGGUGGAAAUAGUAACGGAAGCAGUAGUAAUAUGAGCAGUGGUGGUGGACAGAACUCAAAUUUUAUGCCAAAUAAUCCAAAUAGCGGGGGAAAUGCAUGGGGAAGUGGUGGAAACAAUGGGAAUAACAGCAGCAGCAACAACAAUAAUCGAGGCAAUCUUGACAUGCCAAAUUUACAAGCACUUGGAAUUAAUAGUGGAGGAAAUCCAGGCAAUCAAAGUGGAAGCGGUGGGAAUAUGAACAAUCCAUUAGGAGUUGGAUUAAACGCUUUAAACUUACCAAUGAAUCCAGCAAUUGUUGCAGCAGCCCUUAAUCAAUGGGGCUUGUUAAAUGGAAUGCAGGGACAAGGAAACAAUGAUCAGGUAAGCUAUCGUAUAACGAUAAUAGUUUUAAAAUCGUUGUCUUUUUGUAAGAUCUAAUUAACAUGUCCUCUUAUCCAUUAUUCUCUACUCUGUAUAAUCUUAGGGUGGUUUUAAUAAUUCAAGUAAUAGUUUUUUGUCAUGGAUGAAUCAACAGAAUAGUGGUGGUGGUACAGGAAAUAAUCCUAUCAAUAAUGACAACCAAGGUCCAAACAAUCAGCCAUGGAAUCAGCAACAGCAACGUAACCAAAAUGCUCCAGACAAAACAAAUUUCAUGUAAUGCGUUCAAAAGUUUUAGUUUUUAGAAAACCUUUUUUACAACUUUUUUUUUUGUUUCAUAUUGACACAAAUUUUAAUUUAAAUAAUCUUUUUUUAUCCUAAUAUUUAGGCGUGUUAAGCGAAUGAAAUAUGAUUAUGAUUGGAGUGAUUGAGUGUAAAAUUAUUAAUAAAAAUCAGGAGUAAGUUGAGUAUGUAAGAAGUAUGAAUGUGUGCUUUUUAUUAUUUUUUUGAGGAGAUAAUCUUUUUAAAAUAAAAUAAUUUUUUGAAAUAUGAAAUAAAUCGAGCCUUGUCUUUUUUUUAUUCAAUAUAAAUCUUCUUCAGAAUCCCUUUGUGUUUGU
This is a messenger RNA of Chironomus riparius, 2206 nucleotides long. NCBI's taxonomy places the organism in Eukaryota, Metazoa, Arthropoda, Insecta, Diptera, Chironomidae. The record is from the annotation of a GenBank genome assembly.